Molecule: messenger RNA, 876 nt
Organism: Linum tenue
Lineage: Eukaryota; Viridiplantae; Streptophyta; Magnoliopsida; Malpighiales; Linaceae
Source: the annotation of a GenBank genome assembly
AUGGCCAAUUUUUGGCCUCACCAAUUGGUUUUUGUUGCGGCGAUAUGCAUGCUAUCAAUAACCUACGUAGUAGCCGACGAUAAGCCUUACUACUACUCAUCCCCGCCACCGCCUUACCACUACAAGUCACCGCCGCCGCCGUCACCGUCGCCACCACGGCCGUACUACUACAAAUCUCCUCCACCACCUUCACCAUCACCGCCGCGUCCAUAUUAUUACAAGUCUCCUCCUCCGCCGUCUCCAUCACCUCCUCCUCCUUACUAUUACAAGUCUCCCCCGCCACCUUAUUACUAUAAGUCUCCACCGCCACCUUCUCCAUCUCCUCCACCACCUUACUACUACAAAUCACCACCGCCACCGUCACCAUCGCCUCCUCCUCCUUACAUCUACAAGUCACCACCGCCACCGUCACCAUCUCCUCCUCCUCCUUACUAUUAUAAGUCUCCUCCUCCGCCGUCGCCAUCUCCUCCACCACCUUACUACUACAAGUCGCCACCUCCACCAUCACCAUCUCCUCCUCCUCCAUCACCGUCUCCUCCUCCUCCUUACAUCUACAAGUCGCCACCUCCACCGUCACCAUCGCCUCCUCCUCCCUACUACUACAAGUCACCACCGCCACCGUCACCAUCUCCUCCUCCUCCCUACUAUUACAAAUCACCACCGCCACCCUCUCCUUCUCCGCCGCCACCAUACUAUUACAAAUCACCACCGCCACCCUCUCCUUCUCCACCGCCACCAUAUUACUACAAGUCGCCGCCACCACCAUCACCGUCUCCACCGCCACCGUACUACUACAAAUCUCCGCCACCGCCAUCACCAUCCCCGCCGCCUCCUUAUUACUAUUACAAAUCCCCACCACCUCCAGCAACUUACUAA